CCAGACGCCAAGAUACCAUCAGCCCUCAGCUUCAAUUCGCCUUUCUGACUAGCCAGUAGCCAGUCUCCUUCUAUCCGCCUUUCCGGCCAUGGAAUCCCAGAAUGCAGUUGAUGAAUUUGAAUGUAGAGUUGUAGAGAUGAUGCAGGGUAUGGAAGAUUUAUUAAAAAAACAGGAUCGUAAGAUCGCUGUUUUGUUAGGUCAAAAUGGUUAUAUGGAGAAGGUUGAAGCAGACAAGCCCGCAAGACUAUCACGGCUGCACUUGAGGAAUCCCACACUACACUUGAUGAAUCCCAUACUGUACUUGAUGAACGGAAAGCUUCAAGAGAUUCAAGAUGAGCUCAAGAAGAUUAAUGAAGAAGCAAGUGAUAUGGUGUUGGAAGUAGAGCAAAAGUACAAUGACGAAACCCAGAGUGCGGUGAUGAGUGAGAGUGAUGGUGCUAAAUUGGAGGCCACUAGGCAGGAGCUAGAGGAGAUGAAGCUCCAUAUCCAAGAAAGGGAAUCUACAGUUGACGAGCUGUGCUUGGCGUUUGAGAAGCUGCUUCAGGACAACAACAAAUUGUUCGACCGUUUUUGAAAACAUUUUUUAAACCAUCAUGCCACUUUGUUGCACUUUCUUCUCCGCUGUUAUAUGCUUUUCACAACUUUGUACAUAUGAAAUUAUCAUACUUUUUGUCCACUAUUUUGACUCGUGUUCAUUCUCACAA
Ipomoea nil (Japanese morning glory) is the source of this 704-nucleotide messenger RNA. RefSeq lists its product as uncharacterized. Bases 89 to 574 code for a protein of 161 amino acids. The transcript has 3 exons. The record is from RefSeq and is a predicted model, not a curated record. NCBI's taxonomy places the organism in Eukaryota, Viridiplantae, Streptophyta, Magnoliopsida, Solanales, Convolvulaceae.